Molecule: messenger RNA, 1488 nt
Organism: Oppia nitens
Lineage: Eukaryota; Metazoa; Arthropoda; Arachnida; Sarcoptiformes; Oppiidae
Exons: 3
Coding region: 1-1488 (495 amino acids)
Source: RefSeq, a predicted model, not a curated record
AUGUCAAACAUUUUCAAUGUCUUAAUCAAUAAACAAUUAGUAGCUAUAAGACAGUUGUUGACAACAACAACAAUAACAACGACAACAACUACACUAUCGGUAGUACCGAUAGUAAUGGCCAUACAGUCCAACACUAGGCGGACAACAAUUACUACUUAUAAAUUAUUACCAACGUAUAGACACCAUUGUAGUAGUAGGGCUGGUAGGUGGUCAUCAUCGGGCACUGGUAUGCCAUCAUCGCCUGCAUCACCACCACAACAACCGUAUCGAUGGCCGUUCACAACAAGAUCGGCUCUGAUGAUGGACACCACCAACGAUACCAAUGGACGCCUCCCGGAUGGCAUCGAUAUCGUUGCUAUCAGAAAACAUUUCAUCCGAUCAAUAGGUCUGGUAGUUACCAGCGAACUGGACGACUAUGAAGUGGGCUAUUCGGAGGGAACCGGUGUUAUUAUUGUGGCCAAAAACGACAACACUAACGGACAACAACAACCGGGUUGUCUAUUGCUGACCAAUUGUCAUGUGGUCGGACAGUCGCCUAUUGUUGAAGUCAUGUAUAUAUUGGAAGCCGAGGACAACGCCUACUCCGACGCCGACUCCGACGCCGACUCCGACGCCGAUUACGGCGAUGAAGACAACGAUGAAUACGACUUGUAUGUAGAAACAGGCGAAGUCCUAUAUGUUGAGCCGCACUGGGAUCUGGCACUGGUCCGACUGCAUCGUACGGUCGACACAUUUCAGCCGAUACCCAUUAAGGCCCGACAAUCAUCAUCAUCAUCAUCAGCCGAUAGUAUAGCGUUUGGCCAACCGAUAGCCAUGUACGGUCACGGCGCCCAAAUAGCUUGGACAGUACAUCCGGGUAUUGUUGUACAACCCUGGGCCCAACAAUCCAAUGUAUACGAUAGGUAUUAUACGAGUAGCAAUCUGUUCAACGAUUGUCAACCGAUUGUAUGCCAUACGGCCAUCAAUGCACACGGUUUUUCCGGUUGUCCACUCAUUGAUACCGAUGCCCUGGAACUAUGCGGUCUAGUUUGGGGCGGGUUUAUGGAUAAAUCGUUGAUUACGUUUGCCGACGACUAUCAAACAGUUAACGAGUUUAUAUUGCGGGCCAUAGACUAUGAUUAUGCCAAUAUAAGACUAAAUCGGAUCCGGGAUCAGUAUUCAAUAGUAGGACCACUUGAUAGACAAUUGGGUUUAGUUUUAUCCAAACAUUACGAUGAAAAUGAUAGAAACAAUGUUUGGUUUACUAUUGAGGAAUUGCUACCCAAAGCUCAACAAAUAGAUAUUAUUAACCGAUUUGUAAUGUUCGUCAACGACCAGCCGUUUACCGACAUUCAGACCAUACGGACAGCCCUAUCAGUUGACGAUGAAAUCAGUUAUCCGACUAUUCAAUUGACACUUAGGGCUCCUAUGUUUAAGCUUAACAAUCGAUUUGAUAGGAAUGUUAACAUUACAUCCAUGAGCCCGGAUGUCGAGGCAUUUGUUUUAUAG